Messenger RNA from Lactuca virosa, 1463 nucleotides. The record is from the annotation of a GenBank genome assembly. NCBI's taxonomy places the organism in Eukaryota, Viridiplantae, Streptophyta, Magnoliopsida, Asterales, Asteraceae.
AAAAGCGAUUUGAUUAUGGGCAUCGAAUGAUCGAAUCACAUGCUCCUAAAAAGCAAUUACGAAGCUUCACUACGCAAUAAAGCUGUACGCGUACCCUCGUCUACUCUACAACCCAUCUCUCUCCUUCUCUCUAUUUUGAUUUCUACUUUUAGUGUUGAUAAAUUAUCAAGAGUUGAAUCUGCAACCAACAACAAUGGCGAAUCAGAGAGUGGUUCUAACGGAAACAGAAGCUGAUGAAACGAACAAUCAGGUGCAUCAUCCCUACGCGUUUCAUGUAUCUGGACCUCGUAAAGUUUCUGCCCCAAAUUGGCGAGAUCUUAUCAAUUCCAGUUGGAAAGAUGGAAACUACAAGAGAACAGUAAUCGCCUGCUUUAUCCAAGCCGUAUACUUACUAGAACUCGAUCGACAAGAAAACAGACCCAAAGAAACAGCUCUAGCCCCAAAAUGGUUCAUCCCCUUCAAAUACAAACUCUCCCAAACCCUAAUCGACGAACGCGACGGAUCAAUCUACGGUGCAAUUCUUGAAUGGGAUCGCUCCGCCGCCUUAUCGGAUUUCAUCCUAAUCCGCCCCAGCGGCGCCCCGCGAGCUGUUUUAGCCCUAAGAGGUACGCUUCUCAAAUCCCUAACUAUCAGACGCGACAUUGAAGAUGAUCUUAGGUUUUUAGCAUGGGAGAGUUUGAAAGGCUCUGUGAGAUUCAAUGGCGCGUUGGAAGCGCUGAAAUCGAUUGCGGAUAUGUACGGGAGUAACAACGUGGCGGUCGCCGGACACUCGUUAGGCGCCGGAUUUGCUCUUCAGAUCGGGAAAUCGUUGGCGAAACAGGGGUUGUUUGUUGAGACGCAUUUGUUUAAUCCGCCUUCGGUUUCUCUUGCGAUGAGUUUGAAGAAUAUGGGGGAGAAAGCGGUUUUCGCUUGGCAGAAAGUGAAGUCGAUGAUGCCUUCUGCUACUUGUGUUGUUGAUACUGAUGGCGGUGGUGAGGGUGGUGGUGCUGGUGGUGGGUUUAGUAAUCCGACGGCGUUUAACAAAUGGGUUCCUCAUUUAUAUGUUAAUAAUAGUGAUUAUAUAUGUUGUUAUUACACGGAUCCAGCCGGUGGUGAUGGUGGAGAAAGAGGCGGUGGUGGUGGUGGUGAAAAGGAGAAUGUGAGGCCGGCGGUGGGUGGUGAUGGUGGUCAUAUGGCGGCGAAGCUUUUUGUGUUGUCGAAAGGGAAACAGAAGUUUUUGGAAGCUCAUGGAUUGGAACAAUGGUGGUCGGAUGAUUUGGAGCUUGAAUUGGCAUUACAGAAUAGUAAGCUUAUUAGCAAGCAAUUGAAGUCGUUGUAUACUGUGCCACCUAACACCACCGGAAACCGCCUAUGACUGGUGUGGGGAUUGGUGGUGAACUGUUGAUGGUGGUCGGAAUAUCUUUGUGAUUAUGGGAUUUUGAUGUAGAAAAAUUUCAAUGAAGACGUUGGAUGUUGAAAGGGUU